Messenger RNA from Armigeres subalbatus, 2709 nucleotides. RefSeq lists its product as uncharacterized. Lineage: Eukaryota; Metazoa; Arthropoda; Insecta; Diptera; Culicidae. Bases 91 to 1677 code for a protein of 528 amino acids. Gene Ontology annotation, molecular function: long-chain fatty acid-CoA ligase activity. The transcript has 3 exons. The record is from RefSeq and is a predicted model, not a curated record. Gene Ontology annotation, biological process: fatty-acyl-CoA biosynthetic process; long-chain fatty acid metabolic process.
AUUCCUACCAGCCAGAACAACCCAGUGCCCUCAGUCUUCAUUCAAACUUCUAUCAGUACAAACCUCCAAUACGCAUCCGUGUACAAAACUAUGUCCCGAUACGACUCGAUGAACAAAACUUGGUCCGGGCCAUCCCAACCCAGCAUUUUCAACCCAGAAGCCAAUAUUGGGCAGGUGGUUUGGAAUCUACUUUCCAGAACCCCCGACAAGAUUAUUCAAAUCAAUGCCGACACCGGUUACGAGAUGGCUUGUUCCGAGAUGAAGCGACGCAUUGUCCGAGUGACCCUUCAUCUGAAGAAAUUGGGCUUUAAAUGUGGAGACUUGGUAACGUUGGCGUGUAACAAUACGGACAACGUGGUGCCCGUUUACUUCGCCUGUUUGAAUCUGGGAAUGGCAGUCAAUCCUUUGGCCCCGGUGUUCAAGCGGGACGAUUUGGCACACAUGAUGCGACUGACACAAUCGAAGCUUGUUUUCUGCGACGAGGUCAAUCGUGUUGAAGUGGAAAAUGCUGUCACGCAAGCUAUUCGAGUUACACCACGGAUCUUUGUCAUGGGUGAUCGAAAUGGAGCAGCUCUAUCGAUCGAAGAUCUUCUAACCCCAGUAGAAGGCGAGGAAAGCUUCGUUCCACCUUAUCUGGGUGAUUCGAAAAAACUUACGGCAACCGUUCUGUGCUCUUCUGGCACAACAGGACUACCGAAGGGAGUAUGUCUGUCCCAUGCUCAUUUAAUCGCUUGUGAACUGUUUUCUGACAAGUUAAACGCUGGCCCGAUUUUCAGUUUCAGCCCACUAUUCUGGAUGACUGGGGUGUUCGCUGCGCAUAAUUCAGUUCUGUACACUCGGACGCGAAUCAUUACGGCGAAACCGUUCAGUGCCGAUACGUUCUACUCCAUUGUCGACAAGUACAAAGCGGAAGACAUUUUCACACCACCUUCGGCCAUCGCCGCUAUUCAAAGCCAUUCCAGUUAUAAAACGGUUCAAUUGAGUAGUGUGAAACUAUGGCUUUUGGGUGGUUCAACAGUAGCUCCUGAACUUGUAACCACUUUGCAGGAGCGAUUCAACGCCAUUGAGAUUAAAGCGGUUUACGGUUGCUCGGAAUGUGGAUGCGUUACAUCUCCGAUGUUACCGAUUGGAUCACUGGCAAGGAACAUCACAGUGAAAAUCACCGACGAGAACGGACGAAAACUGGGGCCUAACGAAAAGGGUGAAAUUUGUUUGAAGUACACAUACCGAUUUCUGGAGUACAUGAACAACAACGAGAUGACGAUUGACGCAUUCGACUGCGAAGGAUUCUACAGAACCGGAGACAUUGGCUGCUUCGACGCCGAUGGUUAUCUCUUCAUCGUUGACCGCAUCAAGGAUAUCAUCAAGUACAUGAACUUCCAGAUAUCACCAUCGGAUCUGGAGGACAUCAUACUAAAGAUUGAAGGAGUCAGUCAGGUGUGUGUUGCUGGAGUUCCAACGGAGGAUCGAUCGUCGGAACUGGUAACCGCGGUGAUCGUUAGGCAGCCCGGUUGUUGUUUAACCAAACAGGAAGUGGUUGAAACGGUGAAUGGACAAGUUAGCGAUUAUAAGAAGCUACGAGGCGGUGUAUAUUUUGUCGAUCAACUGCCGAUGACUCCAGCAGGAAAGGUUUUGCGACGAUCGGUAAAAGAUAUGAUUAUUAAUGGAAAAUGUUAAAAAUAUAAAGAUGCAUAAAAGUUUAAAAAAAUUCAAGUCUGGAAAGCUGCAGCAAGCGACAUUUCCGUUUCUACACCAAAAAGAAUCAUGCAACAACUUGUGUAUGUGUGUUUUUGCUAUUUUCGUAUACUGCCAUUCUACGCAUGCUUGUUCCAAAUUCAAAAAAAGACAAUUGAGAAAAUAGCAUUUGAAAUUGAAUUCUAAUUUUCAUUGCUGACGUCCCACCGAUAGAAUAUUUUAGAAUAUUACGCCACAGUGUCACUUAACAAACUCAAUUUCAUUGAAAUCAUUUUAAUGUUUCAGCCACAAAUAGAAUUUGCAACAUGAAAAUAGUUCAGCAGGACAGUCCGCACUGCCGGUGCUCUACAUACCCGAAGCACUUCCUUCUUUUCUUCUUUCUUCGGCAGGUUGGUGUUUCGGUGCUGGAUUUCCCUCCAAAUCGACGCUUACAUAUUUGCUGAUCCCUUCUUCAUUAACGCUGCGUGACGACUCUGCUUACCGCAUUCCACGUACCUUCAUCGCGACACAUUCGCUUUGCUAUAUUGUCCGCCCUUAUGGCAGACAUUCUUCUACGUGCAAACCAACCUCGGGCAGACGAAUAUCACCUGCUCUGAAUCUCUUCUGGCGAUGACGCAUUACCACACCGGUGGAAAUAUUGGCAGAAACAACCGUGUCCAGACAGGAACUGUGUAAGGUAAAAGUUCACCUCACCAUGCUCACCCACGUCGACACAUUGGGGAUGAGCCGAUGGGUCCACCUUUUAUUAUCCGCAUUGUCCCACCCCUGCUGCCAUUUCACCAUAGUGUCCAGUAUCACCGCCUUCCUCACAUUUCUAGUAUAUCUCUCCGUUGGUAGUACUCGAUAUCCUCCACUAGGGUUAUGCAGAUUGGAAUCAUCCCUGCGAUAACGCGAUCGCAACCCGGAUGGCCAUUAGACGAAACACGCAAUUCAGCUUCCUACGGUUACGUUUCGUCUUGAGCGCUGCUCCCCAGGCUGGAACUCCGUACUUUUGUAUCGAAGAUGAUGCUGUUG